AUGCACGGACGACGCCGUGUAAAGCCGACUGCAGAGGCUGAACGUGCACGCAAAGAGAAAGAGGCCGUCAAGAUUAAAGAAUAUAGACAACUUAGAUCAAAUCAUGAAUACACUCAGGAUGCAUUCGAAAUAACGACCAAGAUUUUAUGGCAGAAUCCUGACUUUUAUACAAUAUGGAAUUUCCGAAGGAAUAUACUCAUACAUGGACUCUUAAAAGACGCACCAGAAGAUCAAAGGCAAGAGUCAUUGUCUGAAGAACUCGUCUUUCUUCAAGAAAUUUUUCAAUCGAAUCCAAAGUCCUAUUGGAUAUUUAAUCAUCGUCAUUGGUGUCUUGAAACCAUGCCUAAUCCCGACUGGAAGAAAGAAUUAUAUCUUGUCGAGAAGAUGUUGGAACUGGAUGCAAGAAAUUUCCAUGGGUGGGAUUAUCGACGCUAUGUUAAGUCUAAACUUGUUAAUAGUAUGCAACCCAAAGAUCUCUUACAGACAGACUUGGACUUUACCAAAAAGAAGCUGGAGCAGAACUUUUCCAACUAUUCCGCUUGGCAUCAGCGGAGUAAGUUGUUGCCCCAUCUAUUGUCAGAUGCGAAUGAAGACGAGAGAAAAAGAUUAAUUGAUGAAGAAUUCGGAAUUGCCAAGUCGGCUAUUUACACGGAUCCUGAUGAUCAGAGUGCUUGGCUGUAUUACUGGUGGCUGCUUGGGAGAGAACCACACCGUAUCCCCGUUCCUGGUGAUAGUAUACACGAAGAGUCUUCGGUGGCAUUAGUAACAAUAAAAGGAGAUCGAUCCACUAUAAUAGCUGAUGAAAUAGAAGAAUUUAAAGAACUGCUCGAAGAAGAGUCAAACAGCAAAUGGUGUCUACAGACGCUUAUGCAUUUGUAUCAAGAACUCAAAUACGCCAAGAAGCUAGAUGAUUCUGAAGUGUGUAAAUUUAAUGAUGAAAUAGUGGGGAUCUGUGACCGAUUGAUUAAGAUUGAUAGUAUGAGAGCCCGUCGUUACGAGGAUAUACGUAAUAAUCUCAAGUGA
Molecule: messenger RNA, 1023 nt
Organism: Paraglomus brasilianum
Lineage: Eukaryota; Fungi; Glomeromycota; Glomeromycetes; Paraglomerales; Paraglomeraceae
Source: the annotation of a GenBank genome assembly